ACCGUCCCCAUGGUAACCUCAUACACACUCGGUCUUCGCCGUCUCUGUCUGUGGGAGAUUUGUUCGACAGUAAAAGUCGUUUAACGAUUAAAAUAAGAAAAUGAGCGAGUCUGUGACUCACACAGUUCACCGAAGACAUAAAGCAACCAAGGUUGUUAAUCGACAGCGGGCUUAUGACCACCUUUACGAUCCAGUUUACACAGUGUCAUCGGAGGUAGACCAUGUCAGGUCCAGCCUAAAGGCCCAUGCCUCGAAGGACCUAAGGAGAGUACCUGAAUUUGGGUCAAUGUUCAGUAACCUGCCUCACCACCCGCGGUAUACUAUUAAACUGGACUCCUCUGACCCUGUACCACCCACUAUUGAUCGUCGCUGGCGGGGCCACACGGAACAGCGCAGAGGAGCACUGCAGCAGCUGGCUGGGGUAAUUCCAAAUACGCGGGUGUGGCUGCAGAGCGAGGAUUGCCAUGUGACCGGAGCAGACCGCUGGAAAUAUUUCCAACGCCCUCUGGUUCCCUUCUCACAGCAUGUCCCCCCAGAUUUCUUUCGUGCUUUGCCAAAAGAUGAUUUUGAACCUACAUGUGGAAAAAAUGCAGAGAAACAGCCUACUCACUUCACUGUGGGGGUCCAGACGGACUACAGAGAAAGCGAAACACAGACUGACCCCUACAGCCCAGAGUAUGUGGUGCAACCAGGGACAACACCUUCAGAGCUUCUGCAACUGGCAACUUUGUCUUGGGAGCGAGGUCUGCCUGCAGGCCGAGCAGAGGUGGAAAUGAUACAGCGGGCUCGUUCCAGACGAGCUUGGGAAGCCACCCUUCCGCCAUUAGAUGACCUCAGUCAGCUGGACAAAAGGAGACGUAUGAUGGAGGAGAUGGAGGUCGAAGAGUGGGCUUUCAGAGAAGGAGAAAUCCAGAAGUUGCAGGAGGCUCGUCUUGCUGUGCUGAAGGACCUCUUGAGGCAGAGAGAUGAAACCCAGAAGAGAGUUACAAGUGAAAGAAUUGACCAGAUAUAUUACAGACACCUAAAAGACAAUGAUACUAGGAUGAAUAAGAUACAGAAUGACUACCUCAGGUCUCUCAGAAAAUUAGAGGCAAAGAGAAGAAAUCUUCAAGCAAGGAGAGAGCAACGUGUCACUUUAAAAAACGACUCAAGUUCUCGGGCAUAUGCUUCUCAUACCUCCAGAGACACCAACAAAAAUGCAUUAAAAAGCCACUACUUGGACACAUAUGAAGGCUUGCAAAAGCUAGAAGCAGGACUCUCUGCUUCAGUUCUCAAGCCACAGGUCAUAAAACCCAAACCCCAAGUCAAACCCGUAAAGGAAGUGGUCAAGGCCCCUGUGAGCAGAGCAGUACAGUUGAUGACGAAAUACAAGAUGCUGAGAGAGGAGCAAAAGCAAGAGAGGGCGGCUCUGCGUUUUCAACUGAGGAAGGAGAAACCUGUUCCUCGUCCCAUCACCCCUAAAGUGGAGGAGCCACCAGAGGGGGAUGAAGAGACAGAGCUUGCAGUCAUCCAUUUGCAGAAACUACUGAGAGGAAGAAGUGUCCAGUUUGAGAUGUUUACAGGUAAAGAGAACCACCUCAAUCUCAUCCAGGAACUGAGAACUGUCCAUGCCCUCCAGGCAGAGAAGCAGGAGUUACAGAAAGCUGACAAAGAGCUCAUACUCUCAGAGAAAAAGCAAAGAGAGAAACUCAGACACAAGACUUCUCAAGUGUUUGCGUCUCAGGCCGCAGCAGUGGGUGCAGAGCUUGAACACCUCUUCAACACCUUGUCUAAGGACUUGAUUCAUCUCCAGGAGGAACGACAGAUCCAUGCCUUCACGCUACUGGCUGAGAGAGACCGUCGGCAGAGAGAAGCAGAGGAGAGCGGGAGGAGGCAGGCGGAAGAGCGAAGACGCAGGGAAGAAGAUGAGAUCUUCAGACAGGUGGUGCAGGUGCACCAGGAAACUCUGGAUUUGUACUUGGAGGACAUCAUUUUAGAGACCUUGGAGCAGACAGCUGACCAGCAAGCCAGAGAGGAGAUCCACAAGAGGGCAAAGGAGGUCAAUGAUAUUGCUUAUGCCGUGGAGGAAAGCGUCAACAGUCUUCAGUCUGAGGAGAUUGUGUCAGAGCUGGUGUACAGUUUCCUUAUCCCAGAGGUUGAGAAGAUCACCGUCAGACAAAGAGUGCACCAGAGGCAGCUUAGACACUUGCAGGCAGCCCGGAGUAUCAUCCAAGGUCCUGCAGAGCACUCUGGGUUCCUCCCUAGUAUUCAGGAGGCCUCUUUGUUGACCUGUCCUUCUGAAAGGGCCUCAAACCAAAUUCUUGAGGGGAUGAUCCACCAAGUUGAACCAGAGCAGAGAGAGGAAGAGAAGUAACACCACACAACAACUAUAGGAAAUACAAAUGUGUUCAAGAUGAAGUCCGAUGUCUAAAAUGACUCUUCUCUCCUUUGAUUGAAAUACAACAUUUAAUUUCAGCAUUAUUUCAUUUAAAUGGGGUAUGAUUUGUCAAUUUUAAGGAACUUAAUACAGCGCAAUGAGUGCAUCAUUUUUCGUUCUCCACAUUGGUACCGUAAUUACACUAAUAGAGGCACAUCUGCAGACGCUUCUAGCAGGGUUUUGCAAUCGUCCCACCUAAAUUUAGUGAAAGUCCCUGACAUGUUGGACUUUCGGGUACAAAGGAAAAUCACCAACAUGUCAUUGCUUGUCAUCAGGAAAACUUAUAGAAUUGCUAACAGUACCAGACAGGAGAGGUGAGAUGCAACAGAAUGAAAACAGUAAAACAUAUCUAGAAUUGUUCUUAAAGAAGGGGUAUAAUGUUUUGUUUUAGACUUUUUCUGUCCCUCUAAUAGUGUUUUAGAAGCUUUACAUGUUUAAACUUCUUAUUUUAUCUCAGGCAGGUGUUGUAUUAUUUAAGGUUGAUAUUUUUGAGUGUUCCGUCAUGGUUGUUGUGGAUAGUCAUUGUCUUUUGCAAGCUACCUAAUGUGAAAUCCACUAUUCCCUGGGGUCCUUUCAUGCGGUUGUGCAUUGGUUAAAGACAACAAAUGUCAGUACUAACACUAAAUAAACAUGGCUGAUUGUGGUUUCA
Notolabrus celidotus (New Zealand spotty) is the source of this 3065-nucleotide messenger RNA. RefSeq names its product cilia and flagella associated protein 91 (gene cfap91). The record is from RefSeq and is a predicted model, not a curated record. Bases 101 to 2353 code for a protein of 750 amino acids. Lineage: Eukaryota; Metazoa; Chordata; Actinopteri; Labriformes; Labridae. The transcript has 17 exons.